Messenger RNA from Polypterus senegalus (gray bichir), 2121 nucleotides. Its product is annotated as zinc finger protein 883-like. The record is from RefSeq and is a predicted model, not a curated record. NCBI's taxonomy places the organism in Eukaryota, Metazoa, Chordata, Cladistia, Polypteriformes, Polypteridae. The transcript has 4 exons. Gene Ontology annotation, molecular function: RNA polymerase II transcription regulatory region sequence-specific DNA binding; DNA-binding transcription factor activity, RNA polymerase II-specific. Bases 1 to 2121 code for a protein of 706 amino acids. Gene Ontology annotation, biological process: regulation of transcription by RNA polymerase II. Gene Ontology annotation, cellular component: nucleus.
AUGGUUACAGACCACGUACACACCUUCAUGACAACAGCAUUUCCUGAAGACAGUGGCCUCUUACAGUGCGAUAGUGCAUCCUGCCAGACUGCCACAAUUCUUCAUGAAUGGUCUGAGGGACACAACAAAGUUUAUGGUGUUGACUUGGCCUCCAAACUCUACAGAUCUCAAUCCAAUGGUGAUGUGCUGGCCUCCUCCCAAAGAUGGUCCAUUCUGAAGAACCAUGUGAGCAUCACCUUAAAGCUGUGGGCAGAAACAAGGUGGGAGAGCAAGGUCAAGAGCGUUGAGCCCACGAGGUACCACGGAGCUGCCGUGAGAGAGGCUUUAAUUGAGGUGAGAGACAACACCAAAGACCCUGCUAUAAAGGCUGAGGCCCAGUCUUUGUCUGAGGAGGUGGGGUCAGACCGCUUCAGCAUCUGCACGGUUGUUUGGUAUGACAUGCUAUCUGCAAUACAGCAUGUCAGCAAACUCAUGCAGUAUCCAAAUAUGCAUGUCGACCUAGCUGUGAAUCUUUUGAAGAAGACUGAGCAAGGUCUCCAGAGCUACAGGGCAAGUGGCUUUGUGACUGCACAGAUGGUGGCCAAAGACAUUUUCAACUGUAAAGAUCUCAAGUUAUUUCAUACAAGACAAAGGCCAUAUUGGUGUUGUGAAUGUGACAAGACGUUCACUCGUAAGGGAGAUCUUCAGAGGCACAAAGCAAUUCAUACUGGACAGAAACCUCAUUGCUGCUCUGAAUGUGGUAAACGAUUUUUUGACAGAUUUUCUCUCCAAAGACAUUCAAGAAUCCACACUGGAGAAAAGCCCUAUGGCUGUGUUGAAUGUGGAAAAAGAUUCACUGACAGUGGCUCUCUACAAAGUCAUACAAGAAUUCACACUGGAGAAAAGCCGUAUUGCUGUUCUGAAUGUGACAAAAGAUUCAUUAAACUUAGCUCUCUUAAGAAUCACAGAAGAAUUCAUACAGGAGAGAAGCCAUAUGGUUGUUCUGAAUGUGGCAAACAGUUUUCACAAAGAAGCCAUCUUCAGAGCCACCAAAGAAUUCACACAGGAGAGAAGCCAUAUGUCUGUUUGGAAUGUGGCCAAGGAUUUGCCAAUUCUAGCAGUUUCCAAAGACAUUUGCGUGUUCAUACUGGAAAAAGACCAUUUGCUUGUUCUGAAUGUGGAAAACAAUUUCUUGACCAUUAUGACCUUCAGCGACACAGACGAGUUCAUACUGGAGAAAAGCCAUAUGGCUGUUCUGAUUGUGGGAAACUAUUCAGUGACAGUAGCCAUCUUCAGAAUCACAAAAGAAUUCAUACUGGAGAGAAACCAUAUGUCUGUUCUGAAUGCGGCAAACAGUUUUCACAAAGAAGCCAUCUUCAGCGCCACAAAAGAAUUCACACAGAAGAAAAGUCAUAUGUCUGCUCCAAAUGUGGCAAAGAAUUUCCCAGAAGUAGCUCUCUUCAGAAUCACAAAAGAAUUCAUACAGGAGAGAAGCCAUAUCCAUAUUGCUGUUCUGAAUGUGGCAAAAGAUUCAUUAAACUUAUCUCUCUUAAGAAUCACAAAAGAAUUCAUACAGGAGAGAAGCCAUAUGGUUGUUCUGAAUGUGGCAAACAGUUUUCACAAAGAAGCCAUCUUCAGAGCCACCAAAGAAUUCACACAGGAGAGAAGCCAUAUGUCUGUUUAGAAUGUGGCCAAGGAUUUGCUAAUUCUAGCAGUUUCCAAAGACAUUUGCGAGUUCAUACUGGAAAAAGACCAUUUGCUUGUUCUGAAUGUGGGAAACAAUUUCUUGACCAUUAUGAUCUUCAGCGAUACAGACGAGUUCAUACUGGAGAAAAGCCAUAUGGCUGUUCUGAUUGUGGGAAACAAUUCAGUGACAGUAGCCAUCUUCAGAAUCACAAAAGAAUUCAUACUGGAGAGAAACCACAUGACUGUUCUGAAUGCGGCAAACAGUUUUCACAAAGAAGCCAUCUUCAGCGCCACAAAAGAAUUCACACAGAAGAAAAGUCAUAUGUCUGUUCCAAAUGUGGCAAAGAAUUUCCCAGAAGUAGCUCUCUUCAGAAUCACAAAAUAAUUCAUACAGGAGAGAAGCCAUAUGUUAGUUUUAAAUGUGACCAACAGUUUCCCACAAGUAGCAGCAUUUAG